AUGGCGGCAGUCGGAUGGUGGGUGCGUGGUGGCAGUGGUCAUGGUCAGGGUCAUCAGGUGGGUAGCCAUGGCGGUGGAAGGUGGGUAGCGACAGCUAGUGGUGGUCGUGGUGGUGGGUACAUGGUGACAGGUGGCGGUGGUCGUGGUGCUAGAAGAUUGGCCAUGUCGAUGGCAGUAGCUGGUGGUGGUCGUGGUCGCAACAGGGUGGUGGGUGCAUGGCAACAGGUGGUGGUGGCCACAGUGGUGAAAGAUUGGUUAUGUUGGUGGUGGUCAUGGUCGAAGCAGGGUGGUGGGUGUGUAGCGGCAGGUGGCGAUGGUCGUGGUGGUGGAAGGUUGGUCAUUUGGGUGACGAUAGUUGGUGGUGGCCAAAGGUUGGUCAUGUGGGUGGUGGCAAGAGCAGUUAGUGGUGGUCGGGUGGGUGGUGGCAGUUUGCAGUGGCUAUGGUGGUGGUCAUGUGGGUGGCGACAACAGUUGGUGGUGGUCAAGGUGUGGCAGCGGGGUGGUCGGGUCGUCGGGUGGGUGGGGCUAGCGAUAGUUUACGGUGGCCAUGGUGGUGGAAGGUUGGUAGGGUGGUCGAGGUCUCAGGCACCCACCCGAACACCCUGUUGCCACCACCCACAUGACUACCACCACGGCCACGGCCACUCGUAUGACCAACCUUCCAUCGCCACCGCCCCCGCCCCCACCCUGGCCCCUCCCACCUAA
This is a messenger RNA of Mangifera indica (mango), 705 nucleotides long. Its product is annotated as glycine-rich cell wall structural protein 1-like. The record is from RefSeq and is a predicted model, not a curated record. The transcript has a single exon. NCBI's taxonomy places the organism in Eukaryota, Viridiplantae, Streptophyta, Magnoliopsida, Sapindales, Anacardiaceae. Bases 1 to 705 code for a protein of 234 amino acids.